CACUGUACCAGGUUGCAGUACUCUUACUWUUUUUUGUGUUUAAUGCAACUGAAUCCUUUGAUGAGACACUUCGAUAGAGUUUCGAACAAAGAAAUUGAUCACAGGAACAAGAUAAAGAAUACAAUCUCAAUGUCGUCGAAAACAGAAGCAAGAGUAACGGCAGUGGCGACGGUGUCAGCGGUCAGAGAUAUGGAGGAACUGGAAGGGACUCUCCUGCCGGUGGCCACUGCUGUGUCAGAACGCGGCCCCGGAAACGGSGCGAUUCCCGCCAUUACACAAGCGUUUGACUACGACGAGGCCAUUKCAAACGAGCAGCAACAGCAGCUURCGGAGGAAGAAUUYAACGAAGCCUUUCCGAUCCCAGACAACGCCAACCARCGCAACUUUGCCGGUGUCUCGGACGACUCCAAAACGGCCGUGGGCAAGGCCGAUCUCAUCGGGAAAAUCCGCUGCGAGGAAGAACUGGAGAUCAUUCGCAACAACCGACGGAAAAUUCAUUCCCGAAACUACUUUGAARCGAACGCCUACAAAUCUGCUAACGAACGCGCCAAGCAACGGGACCGAGAGGGGCUCGAGGUCAAGGACGACCGUAUUGGCUUGUCCUUUGCCAAAAAUACGCUCCCCGAAAAAGUCGAAACAAGCACGGAGAAAUAUGCCAACAACUCGGAAACGGCUUCGAAAUCUGGCUACCAUGUGAAGGAAUACGAAUGCAUGACAUACGAUACAAAUGAAUACAGCGUGUCGGAAUACAAGAGCAUUUACGAUUAGAGYGGGAGCGAAAAACUACUGAUSUUCKUAUCGCCCCAUUCGUAGAUUCCCCAUCAAAAUAUUCUCCAWACCCAACGCAACAAAUAGAAAUACAAAAAUGUU
Molecule: messenger RNA, 870 nt
Organism: Pseudo-nitzschia multistriata
Lineage: Eukaryota; Bacillariophyta; Bacillariophyceae; Bacillariales; Bacillariaceae
Source: the annotation of a GenBank genome assembly